AUCUCCAUCAAUCUUUGUCCAUGACUAGCUUGUUUGUAUCUCACCCCACUAUACUGGAGCUGCAUCUCACACAGCACACUCAUCCCAUCGAUACCUCACGUAUAAAUACCCUCAACACCCUCUUACACCCACUCAUCCUCCCCACCUCCACCAGGAUUUUUAAAACCCAGGACCUGCACCAACAGCUUCUGUUUACUCACGAAGAGAAACCAUCCACAAUGGCACCCAACCGCACCCCUCCCUUCCACGGCACCUUCGACGGCGUGAUGUUCACGCUCACGCAGCAACGGCACCCCGGCCCGGAGGGGGUGGUGAUCGACUACGUGCACCUGGAGUGCGAGGGCCACGAAUGGAUCUCACUGGCCGGGCGUCUGCUCCAGCAGCACUGGUGCCGGUACCCGCUGCGGCGGGGCGGGCGGGGCGAGCGGCGCGGCGGGGCGGCCGUCAUCUGCAGCGGCCGCGUGCGCCUGUACAUCGACGAGCCCACCUUCGGCCUGCCGGUGGCACUCCCAUUCUUCCACCUGAACGAGGCCGAGUGGACAGCGGUCGAUGGUAUGGCCCCGCCUCUGCCGGUGCUCCUCGCGCUCCAGGAGCAUCUGAUGAAGCCGGGGAUGGGGCUGACUCAAGAACGAAUAAACAAAGAAAAAUAUCAUGAACCCCGGAUACCGGGCGAUUGA
Messenger RNA from Aspergillus fijiensis CBS 313.89, 677 nucleotides. RefSeq lists its product as uncharacterized. NCBI's taxonomy places the organism in Eukaryota, Fungi, Ascomycota, Eurotiomycetes, Eurotiales, Aspergillaceae. The transcript is spliced from 2 exons. Bases 21 to 677 code for a protein of 218 amino acids. The record is from RefSeq and is a predicted model, not a curated record.